This is a messenger RNA of Cladophialophora immunda, 1794 nucleotides long. RefSeq lists its product as uncharacterized. Lineage: Eukaryota; Fungi; Ascomycota; Eurotiomycetes; Chaetothyriales; Herpotrichiellaceae. The transcript is spliced from 3 exons. The record is from RefSeq and is a predicted model, not a curated record. Bases 227 to 1441 code for a protein of 404 amino acids.
UUCCAAGACCUUUACGAAAGCCCAUCUUGCGCGAUUGUAGGUUACGAGUUAUGUAUAAGCACGUGGGUUGAUCGCCCGUUGGCACCGCCGCCCACUUCCCUCUUUUUUGCAAAAACACUCCGUCGGCGGCGGAUCUCUUUUCCCUCGCGUUUGGAAAAGCUAUUGCCAUUAGCAAAUACAUUCGUUGUUGCCCCGUUGGGUGGGCAUAGAGAGGGUUUGCCUCACGAUGAGCUCGCAAUCGAGCAUCACAGUCCCCGCGGGCCAGUCGCCGCCCUUCGCGGUGGUGACGCCCGACGACCACGAAGCGUACAUCCUCAUCUCGGCGGCGUUUGGGUUGGCCUGUAUCGUGUUCUUCGCGAGCAUUAGGACCGUCGUGCGCACCACCAUCAGCCACGGGAUCGGGCUGGACGACUAUCUGUUCUACACGGCCACCGGGCUGGCCAUCAUCCAGUCGGGCAUCGUCCUGGGAGCCUGCUCGAAGGGCCUGGGCAAGGCGCUGCGGCUGGUGUCCCUGGAGUCGCAGCACGAGGUGCAGAAGAUGGUCUACGCCAGCAACCUGUUCUUCAUGGUCAUCAUCGGGCUCUCCAAGAUCUCGAUCGUGUCCUUCCUCCACCGCAUCUCGCGCAUGAAGCAGCACCGGCUGGUCUUCAACAUCGCCAUGGGAUUGCUCGGCGUAUGGACCGUGGGCGCGUUCCUGACCAUGGCCUUUCAAUGCGACCUGUCGCACCCGUGGUUGACCGUCGGUCAGAAGUGUCCGGGAGUGCUUCGACGCGUGCAAGUCAUUGGCGCUCUAGACAUUGUGACCGAGGUCGCCAUUGUAGCCUUGGUCGGCUACCUGGUCCACGACCUGCAGACGUCGGUCUCGAGUAAAAUGACGGUCUUGUCCAUUUUCGGGAUCCGCCUGUUUCUCGUCAUCUUCAUUGCGUUCCGCAUGCACACCUUCUCCCAGAGCGGCUACACGACGGAACCCCUGCUCCACGAGUCCAGCUUCAUCGCGUGGACGCAGAGCGAGAUGACCUACUCGCUGGUGUCGGCCACGGUGCCCAUCUUCCACAACUUCCUCAAGAGCUUGAGCACGGGGUUCGGCGGCAUGCACGCCACCAGCAACGGGUACGGCUACGGCAGCGGCACGCGCAGCCACGCCCACGCCCAGGACGCGAAGAGCUUCCAGAUGUCCAAGCUGCGGUCCAAGAACAAGAGCGCCGCCAUGCCGUCCAUCAACGACGACCGCGACGAGUACUACGGCCACCACGCCAAGGCGCUGACGGCCGAGCAGCUCGCGGGCGCCCCCGCGGCGUCGACCACGGUGCAGUGGUCCGGCGGCGGCAGUGGCAUCCGAGGCUCCAACGGCGAAACCACCAGUAUCAACAGCGACGAAAGCCAACGAUACAUGAUCAGGAAGGAUGUCCAAUGGGAAGUGCGGACGGAACUCAGGGAAUGAAUUUAGGACCUUUUGUGUUUUAUUGUACUGUAAAACUACCAGAACAGCAGUUACGUCUUGGGGGGAAAUGGGAAAAAUCGGGUGCGGUUUUUUUUUUAUCCUAGCAGGAUCAAACUGCCGCUGGUGCACAUAUAUAUAUUAGACCUGUAGUGACAACAGACACGGACGACGCCCAGGGCGUCAACUUGGACCACCACUCCUUAGCGACGAUCAUUACCUGGGUCGGACCCCGUAGUCACCUUUCAAGGCAUACUAUCAAGAAGCCGUCGCUCGGGACGAACUCAGAAGGCUGCUCUAACGACCUUGACAACGACUGACUUGGGCCUCAACCCUUGAGGAUACCAAAGUGUCCA